Molecule: messenger RNA, 651 nt
Organism: Cyclopterus lumpus (lumpfish)
Lineage: Eukaryota; Metazoa; Chordata; Actinopteri; Perciformes; Cyclopteridae
Gene: prop1
Product: PROP paired-like homeobox 1
Exons: 2
Coding region: 1-651 (216 amino acids)
Biological process (GO): regulation of transcription by RNA polymerase II
Molecular function (GO): RNA polymerase II transcription regulatory region sequence-specific DNA binding; DNA-binding transcription factor activity, RNA polymerase II-specific
Source: RefSeq, a predicted model, not a curated record
AUGCAAAAGCCUCAACAACACGUAUUCUUCCUGCUGAAAACAGAUAUAGGAGGGUCAGUGAGGAAGGUGACGUUGUGCGAGACCUCCAUGGGAAUCAGCCUCGGCAGGCGGAGCCGGGCCUAUCCGUCGCCGGCCAGGAGACGACACCGCACCACCUUCAGCCACAAGCAGCUGGAGCAGCUGGAGGUGGCCUUUGGACAAAACCAGUACCCCGACAUCUACUACAGAGAGGAGCUGGCUCGCAUCACCAAGCUCAACGAGGCUCGCAUACAGGUCUGGUUUCAGAACAGAAGAGCCAAACAGCGGAAGCAGGAGCGGGCCUCCCAGAAAGUCCUCCCAGUGGGUGUGAUGCCUGGCCACAGAGCGCUGCUGGGCGGCAUGCAUGUCCAGGCGCCCGGCAUGGCUCGGCAGUACUACACCCAGCCCCUGGCUCACAUCCCCUGCCUCCCCCCCAUGCUGCCCUCUGGGGGGUACUCCUGCCACCCGGGCCCGGUGGGGCCGUGCCCCUGCCCCAGCCCAAGCGUCCCGCCACAGCCGACCGCCCAGCGGCAGCACGAGGACUGGUACGGCCCGCUGAGGAGCGGCCUCACCUCGCCCAUGUUCUCGCUGGCCCCCAUGCAGCCUCUGGACCCCGCCUUGCACUGGAGCUAA